AUGGCGAUUCUACAAAACGCAGAGCUUCAAAAGGGUCUGAAUUUGCUUAUCGUGUCUCUAACAGCCGCAGAUCUUACUAACUGCCUGAUAGCUCAGCCAAUGUACGUCUACUAUCUUGGCAACGAGGUAGGCGGUACCUACCUCGUAGCAUUCGAGACCAUCGCUUUCAUCGGCCUUCACGCCGUUUUCACCAACCUGACAGCUAUCACGUAUCACAGAAUGAAGGCUUUGUCGCGACCUUUCCAUCACCUGCUCGUCUCGAGAAAAGAUCUUGUGGUAGUCAUAAUGUUGACUUGGGUGGUCUCCAUAGUUAUUGGUGUUGUGUUCGCAACGGAACCAGGGAAACGUGUCGGUGUCUAUUUUCAUGGUGUGAUGAUACUGAGCCUGGUUUUGACUUACAUCAAAAUUCUGUGGGUGUCCUGGAGGCGAAGGAGAAGAAAAAUAGCGGAACGGCCGGGAACGGCAAAUUUCCAUCAACAAGCCGCUACUAUGGAACAAGAGAACGCCGCGGCCAUCACAUCAGCAAUCUUGGUGGGCUCCACCUUGUUGUGUUUCUUGCCUGAUGUUGUUCUGGAUUUGAUGGGAAAAGCAGAAAUAAACAGGCUAAUGGGAAUUUACACUCUACUCUUCGCUAGUUCGGCGUUGAAUCCUUGCGUGGUUAUUUGGCGCAAUCAGCAGUUUAGAAGAACGCUUCUUCAAAUGUUACGCCUCGCUAAUUAA
Molecule: messenger RNA, 720 nt
Organism: Orbicella faveolata
Lineage: Eukaryota; Metazoa; Cnidaria; Anthozoa; Scleractinia; Merulinidae
Biological process (GO): G protein-coupled receptor signaling pathway
Cellular component (GO): membrane
Molecular function (GO): G protein-coupled receptor activity
Source: RefSeq, a predicted model, not a curated record